AUGGAAGUCGAUGAAGAAUCCAAGAUGGAAGCGACAACAGAACCAGUCAUUGUCGUGCCCAUGGACGUCGAUGCCCAGACAAUUCAAGAGUCGGCAGAUGUAGCCAAGACCACAAAGAGAAAGAUCCAGGAUGACGAGGACGAUUUCAAUGCUGAUGAUCUGUUUAAAGAAGAUAAUAAUCGCAGCAAUGUCAAGCUUGGUGGAAUGGCUGGAGAGGCAAUAAAAUCACUGGAUGCUGGAUUCUCUACACUGAUCAAGAUCUUUUAUCAACGAGUGUUUCCAGUAACUGAAUUCUACAAGUGGUUGAGUUACGGAAAUGUGCAAAAGAACUACUUUCCAAAUCGUGAAAUCAGUUUUGCAUUUGAGAAUGAUGUCGUUGUUCGACACUUGUCUUAUGCAGAUGCUGCUGAAUUCAAGACUGAUCUCGUCAAAAACAGUCCAGCCAAAAUUGAUAUUGGUCCUGUCUACAAUAUGCGGCCCAAAGACAAGAAGACUGUUCGCAACAAUGCAUUCCACGCGCUUGAACGUGAACUGGUGUUUGAUAUUGAUAUGACAGAUUACGACGACAUUCGUAUUUGUUGCAAGGGAGCCGAUAUCUGUCACAAGUGCUGGGACUUUAUGACGAUAUCCAUCAAGAUCAUUGAUCGCGCCAUUAGAGAGGACUUUGGGUUCAAGCAUCGAAUAUGGGUAUACUCUGGUCGUCGUGGUGUCCAUUGCUGGAUUUGUGAUGAACGAGCUCGAAAGUUGAAUGCAGAAUUACGAACUGCCAUUGUCAAACAUAUUGAAGUGAUUAAAGGUGGAGAGCAAAUGAUCAAGAAGGUGAAUCUAGGGUUUGGUCCAUUGCAUCCAACUUUGGUACCAGCCAUGAGAAUCUUGGAAGAAUACUUCCCAAAGACAUGUCUCGUCAACCAAGACAUUCUUGGCACACAAGAGAGUUGGAACAAGAUUCUCAAAAUGACGAACGAUGAAGACAUGCGACGAGAGUUGGACGAACUUUGGCUCAAACAUCCAAAGCUUACCAGUAAACAGAAAUGGGAACAAUUGUUGGAUGAAUACGAGAAACGAAAGGGCAGGAAGAUUGCAAGCGCUUUCAGACGUGAUGUCAUGUUUCAAUACUUGUAUCCACGUCUGGAUGACAAGGUAUCAACUGGUGUUAAUCACUUGCUUAAGAGUCCUUUCUGUGUACAUCCCAAAACAGGACGUGUCUGUGUACCCAUCAUACCUGAAGAAUGUGAAUCAUUUGAUCCUCUCACAGUGCCAACUCUACAAACAUUGGUAGAAGAAUUGAAUUCUGGUGGCCCUGAUGGUCGACCCAGUGUUCCACCAUCAUUUGCUCCACAUCUCGCACACUUCAAAACCUUUAUCAAAGGAAUGGAAGAUGAGAUUCGUGCCUCGUUGAGAGCUAAACGUGUUGAUGAGGACAAGAAGCUUCAGUUCUAG
This is a messenger RNA of Synchytrium microbalum, 1440 nucleotides long. RefSeq lists its product as uncharacterized. Gene Ontology annotation, cellular component: alpha DNA polymerase:primase complex. NCBI's taxonomy places the organism in Eukaryota, Fungi, Chytridiomycota, Chytridiomycetes, Synchytriales, Synchytriaceae. The transcript is spliced from 11 exons. Gene Ontology annotation, biological process: DNA replication, synthesis of primer. The record is from RefSeq and is a predicted model, not a curated record. The coding region runs from base 1 to 1440 and encodes 479 amino acids.